Molecule: messenger RNA, 866 nt
Organism: Emiliania huxleyi CCMP1516
Lineage: Eukaryota; Haptophyta; Isochrysidales; Noelaerhabdaceae
Exons: 2
Source: RefSeq, a predicted model, not a curated record
CGCGAGGCGACACAGCCGCACCGCUCUCCCACAUCGGUCACCGCCACAUACAGCGAGCACCAGCGCCGCCCAUGUGUGUCCGCUGCCGACUCACCUUUGGACUCGCCGACUCCUCCCGCGAAAACAGAGGCGUGGGGAGGCCGAGCACCGCGCCCCGAGGGUUUCGACGUGGGCGGCAGGCCGUCGUGGGACAGACCGACGCGCGCGCAGGGUCGACCAACAAAAAGGCACAAGAAGCCGGACCGGGCCUUCGAAGCGGCUCCUCCCUCACCUCCCUCACCCUCCCCGCCAGCCUCUUCGCCCAGUGACGGUCUUCUGCGGCUGCUCCGCCCUCACCUCCGUCACGCUGCCCGACAGCCUCACCUCCAUCGGCAAGCAACGCCGCCUUCCGCGGCUGAGCCGCCUUCGUCCGCACAACUUGUAAGCCCGCCGGCCUCGCCUCCAUCAACAGCUUCGCCUUCUUCGGUAUGCGCAACCUUCGCAGCGCUGGUUCGAGGCGGUGGACGGGGCUCUGGCCUACAAGCGCUGCCGCUCAAAACCUCUACGGCUGCGGCCCGGAUGGCGUGGCGCGCCAGCGCAACCUCGAGGCGUUCGAGGCGAUUUUGCGCAGCCCAUGGGCUCCACCGUGAGCGCCUGGGGGGACGCGCACUGUCGCGUGCGUCCUUCUGCAGUCGCCCUCGCCCUCGCCGAGCCGUGGACGUUGCGUGAAGAAUGCGCGCUUCGGUGCUUUGCAUCUCCUAAAGUCACUACGCUCGGAAGUGUUUGUGCGCGGGGCGAGCCAAACCUGGUGUUGUGUGCAGCCCUGCCCCUGGUGAAGCCCGCUCGGUGUGUGUGUUCUCGUGCGCCCCGUCGGCCAUGCUCGCAGC